Messenger RNA from Strongyloides ratti, 1191 nucleotides. Its product is annotated as Six-bladed beta-propeller, TolB-like domain-containing protein. The coding region runs from base 1 to 1191 and encodes 396 amino acids. The record is from RefSeq and is a predicted model, not a curated record. The transcript is spliced from 2 exons. Lineage: Eukaryota; Metazoa; Nematoda; Chromadorea; Rhabditida; Strongyloididae.
AUGACUGAUGAAAUUGUGUGGAUUGAUGUUGACUAUUCAUCUACAACAGAUAACUGUAAUUCUAAUGAUAUUAAGGAUAUUAACAAAAUAGAAAACGAUAAUGUAGAGGAACAAAAUAAUGAGGAAGAAAAUAAAUCACCUGAAGAUUAUGAAGAUGAACAUUUAAAUGAAUGCCAAAAUAGAUUAAGAAAUAAUAUUAAGGAAGCUCUUCAUUUAUUAGAUCAAUUAAAUUUUGAACCAAAAAAAAGAAAUUAUGAUUUAUUAAUGAAUGAUGAAAAGAUUACAUCACCAAUAAGUAAAGAUAAAGAUCAAUCAAUUUCAUCAUCAAUAACAUCUAAAAGUAGUGUAUUUUGUAAUUUUCAAUUAACUGCAAACAGUUAUGAAAUUAAUGAUAUUGAAAUGGAAACACCAAAUGCAAUUUUAAUGAUCCCAAAUACACCAAAUAUUGUAAUAUCUGAUAAUAGUAAAGGAAUAAUUAUUUAUGAUAUGUCAACAAAAAUUCAAAAAACAAUUAAAAAAGAAACAUGGAGAUAUUGUCAAGGAUUAGCAUAUGAUUGGAGAAAAGAAGAAAUUUAUACAAUUAUAACAAAAAAAGAUGAUUCAAUUCCUCAUAGUCCAACAAAUUAUUUAACUAUCCUUGAUCAAAAUACUUUUGAAAUAAAAGAUAGUAUUGAAUUACCAAAAAUAUUACAAGAAAUAAAAUUAAAUAAAAUUAAGAUAACUUUAGCACCAAAUGGUAUAUUAUAUAUGUCAUUAAAUAGUCAAGGAUGUGGAAGUUUAUUUGAAUAUGAACCAAAAACUAAAAAAUGGACAGAAAUAGCUAUAAAAAGAGGACAUUUUUAUAUAGAUAUUAUUGUUUUAAAAAUUAUUGAUUCAAUUACUGAAAUAUUACUUCUUGAAGAAUCAAAAGGAUAUAUAGUUAUGGAAAGUAUUUGGAAUUCAAUGUCAGCAGCUCGUGGAAUCAUAUCACCAGUCAUAAAACCAACAGCAUUAACAUCAUCAUUUGGUAGUGGUAGAAUAUUUGUUAUUGAUAAUAGUAUAUCAUCUGCUGUUGAAUUAAGUAAAGAAAAUUUUGAAAAAAUUAAAAAUAUUGUUCUUGUAGAAUCAGGAAAAAAUUUGAUGUAUGCAAUGGAAAGAUAUCUUAUUAUAUUAAAUAUUGCCAAAAAAAAUAUAAAAUUACAAUUGGUAUAA